AUGUCUGGGGAAGAGGAAGAAAACGCUGCAGAACUCAAAAUCGGAGACGAGUUUUUGAAGGCAAAGUGCUUGAUGAACUGUGAAGUUUCAUUGAUUCUUGACCACAAGUAUGAGCAGCUUCAACAGUCAUCUGAUGACCCCAUGAAUCAAGUUUCUCAGGUAUUUGAAAAGUCAUUGCAGUAUGUGAAACGUUUUAGCCGGUAUAAAAAUCCUGAUGCUGCUAGACAAGUCCGAGAAAUUCUUGCUAGAUAUCAGUUGGCCGAGUUUGAGCUGUGUGUCCUAGGCAAUCUUUGUCCGGAAACUGUGGAGGAAGCUAUUGCUAUGGUUCCAUCUAUCAAGGUAGAUAUAUUUUUCUUCUCCUUUGUGUAAAAUUUUCUUUUGAGAGCGAAGGAAGGUUUUUAU
This is a messenger RNA of Lotus japonicus, 402 nucleotides long. RefSeq names its product DNA-directed RNA polymerase II subunit 4-like. Bases 1 to 369 code for a protein of 122 amino acids. Gene Ontology annotation, biological process: nuclear-transcribed mRNA catabolic process, deadenylation-dependent decay; transcription initiation at RNA polymerase II promoter; mRNA export from nucleus in response to heat stress. Gene Ontology annotation, cellular component: P-body; RNA polymerase II, core complex. NCBI's taxonomy places the organism in Eukaryota, Viridiplantae, Streptophyta, Magnoliopsida, Fabales, Fabaceae. The record is from RefSeq and is a predicted model, not a curated record. Gene Ontology annotation, molecular function: nucleotide binding; translation initiation factor binding. The transcript is spliced from 5 exons.